Molecule: messenger RNA, 753 nt
Organism: Rattus rattus (black rat)
Lineage: Eukaryota; Metazoa; Chordata; Mammalia; Rodentia; Muridae
Product: histocompatibility antigen 60b-like
Exons: 4
Coding region: 1-753 (250 amino acids)
Biological process (GO): immune response; positive regulation of T cell mediated cytotoxicity; antigen processing and presentation of endogenous peptide antigen via MHC class I via ER pathway, TAP-independent
Cellular component (GO): external side of plasma membrane
Source: RefSeq, a predicted model, not a curated record
AUGUCAAAGAGAGCCACCACCAAGUGCAAUCUUUCUCUGAAUCUGGGCCUUUUGGUGCUGCUGAAUUUUCUGGGGACCGCGAUGCUAGACGGGACAGACUCUCUAAGUUGUAUCUUCACUGUUAAGUACAGAUCCUCACCUGGACAGUGCUCAGUGAAUGGAAAGCCUCUCCUUUGUUUUGAUGAUGAAAGACAGAACUCACCUGUGGGUAAACCUGAAAAGAAGGGAAAUGCCACUAAGGUGUGUGCUGAUUUGAGCCAAAGCCUGAAAGACAUUUUUCAGAAGAUGACGAACCUGGAGUCAGGGCUCUUUGAUCUGUCCAAGGGUAAUCACACCUUGCAGGUCACUGUACAAUCUCAAUAUAAUCAAGGAGAAUUCAUGGAUGGAUGCUGGGCCUUCAUGAUUGAUAGACAGUAUCCCUUCUACUUUUAUCCAAAAGACCUGACCUGGAGAGAGAGUCAUCCUGAUGCCAGCAGGACCAUGAGUCAAUGGCAGAAUAACAGGGAAGUAGCCCAGAGUCUCAGGACGUGCUCCAUGGGGGAUUUCAGCCAGUGCCUCAGGAAAUUGUUGACAGACUCCAGAGAAGUGCCAAGAUCAACAAUAACGACCUUGGAUCCCACCCAGCCUUCAUCUGCCACCCAGAUUCCACCCACAGUGGACAGUGCCUCAUCUGUGUUUACCACCUGGAGUCAAUAUAUAUUUGUAUUGAUUCUAUGUUUAGCAAUAUUAAUCAUCAAUGCAUUGAUGCCUUAG